This is a messenger RNA of Panicum hallii, 3744 nucleotides long. RefSeq names its product ribonuclease E/G-like protein, chloroplastic. Gene Ontology annotation, biological process: rRNA processing. The transcript has 14 exons. The record is from RefSeq and is a predicted model, not a curated record. Gene Ontology annotation, cellular component: cytoplasm. Gene Ontology annotation, molecular function: starch binding; RNA binding; RNA nuclease activity. The coding region runs from base 116 to 3340 and encodes 1074 amino acids. NCBI's taxonomy places the organism in Eukaryota, Viridiplantae, Streptophyta, Magnoliopsida, Poales, Poaceae.
CACACCCCUUCCCUCCUAUCCGACCUUCAUCCAACCCGAAACAGGGAGCGGAGCCGCACAAGCGGCGGAGCCCCGAGUCCGCGGAGGAGGGGCGAAGGCCUACUGAUGCCCUCCCAUGGCUGCCCGCGCGCUGGCCCCGCCACCUCCUCUAGGUAGCAUGUGGGGGCCCCCGUGCGCCGCCGCCGGCUCCCCCGUCACGGAGGCCUCUGCCGCGGCCGCUCAUGCCGCACGGCGCGGCGGGGCCGCGGUCAGCUCUGCCCUGUCCGGCCUUCGGGGGAGGCAUUCCUUGUGUUCGGUGCAAUUCAUGGAUGGUCUUAGAAGCAAUAUUCAAGCAGAAGUGAACCUGGCUCUUUCCCCAAAGGCUUCAAUGUCUAAUGGGAGUGACGAUUCUACCAUAACCUGUAAAGGAUUCUGUACAAUAUCAUGGAACCUGAAAGCAGAUGUACAAGAUGGUUACCUAAUAUUCAUAACAGGAGACCCUGUUACCCUGGGCUGUUGGGAAUCCAACAUGGCUGUUCAGUUGGCUCCUUCUGUUGAAAGCAAUAAUAUAUGGACAGCUGAAAUAAAGGUGCCAUAUGGGGUGCACUUCAAAUAUAAUUAUUUUGUUCGAGAAGAAAAAGGUUCAUGUUCUGAUAUUAUAUGGAGGCCAGGUCCAGAUUACUCCUUAUCAAUACCUUCAGUUGGCCGGAAAAAGCAGCUCCUUGUGAAAGAUCUAUGGAUGAAAACCAGUGUGGCAGGUCUUCCUGCUCCUUCAUGGGGAUCAUGGCUGAUGGAAGCUGGUUCUUUUGAAGGUGAAUAUUUUGAGGGUGGAAAUCAUUGGAGCACAGCGGAAGCUCACUCUGCUAGGGAUACAGCAGAUCAUGAUUUAUCUGUAGGUGAGCAUAUUAUAUUGAAAAUCGGGAAUGGCACACCUUUACAUGCAAAGCUGUUAUCAGAGAAUCUAUCUACCAGCAUGCACAAUAGUAUAACCAACAAACCAAAUGCCAAUAAUAUAAACCAACAUGGAAGGUAUCAACUUGUAGAGGAGCCAUGGAUUCAUGAAUCUAUUGUGGCUUCAAAGAAACCAGUUGCAAGAGUCAAGGAUAAAAAAGGCAAAAAGAAGUUUGUCAAUAAUAAGCAUGAUUCGAGCAGAGCUAGUGAAUACAUGCCUCAAGAGGAUCAGCCUGUUGAAGAGCCAUGGUUACUUGAAUCUAUGGUGGAGGCAAAUGAAACUAUAGUUCAUGCUGAUGGAAAAAUAGAAGCGAAGGAUAUUAUCAGAAAGCUAAGGAAUAUAGAAAAACCGCCAGCACCUCUGGAGGAGAAUAAGUCAACUACUGGUGAACCUUCAUCAAGAGUUAUACUUAUUAACUCCUCUGUCUGCACUAUGCAGAGAAUUGCAGUAUUAGAAGAUGGAAAACUAGUUGAACUCUUGCUGGAACCCAUCAAGAACAAUGUACAGUGUGAUAGUAUUUACUUAGGUAUAGUAACAAAGCUUGUUCCUCAUAUGGGAGGAGCAUUUGUAGAUAUUGGAAUUUCAAGGCCUUCUCUUAUGAGUAUAAAGCAAAACCGAGAUCCUUUUGUGUAUCCUCAAGUUGUAAAGAACAGUAGAGCAGAUCCUGUCGAUGAUUCUUACUAUAACGAAGAGAACCUUCCAACUUAUGACGAAGAUGAUGAUAUGAGUGAUGAUGAGUUUGCAGAUGAAGAAACUCAUGAUGGCUCGUCAUCAUUUCCAGUUGAGAAUAUUACAGAUAAUGAAGAAGGCAUGGCAUUAAUACCUGAUGCCAAGAUAGACAUUGUCGAUAGUGCUGAAUUUGAAGGCAUUUCUGGUUAUGACGAAGACAAAGAUGAUGAAGAUGAUCACAUGGAAGAUGAAUAUAGCGAGGAAAUACUGCAAGCAGAUCAGUCAGAAAUUUCCAAUGAUCUUAAGACUUUAUCUUCAAUCCAACAUGCUUUGAGAGAAUCUAAUGACGACACAAAUGGAAGCAGGUGGUCUCGAGUUCGCAAGGGCACUAAAAUUAUGGUUCAGGUUGUCAAGGAAGGCUUGGGUACGAAAGGUCCAACACUUAGUCCAUUUCCAUGCCUGCGAAGCCGAUUUUGGAUAUUGGUUUCCCGUGGUAACAAAGUUGGAGUAUCCAAAAAGAUUACCGGUAUAGAGCGCACCAGGUUAAAGGGAAUAACAAAAUUAUUGCGACCUCCUGGAUUUACAUUGACAGCUCGUACAGUCGCUGCUGGUCAUUCUUGGGAGGAAUUGCAGAGGGACCUUGAUGGCUUGCUAUCUACCUGGAAAGUAAUAACGGAACAUGCUCAAUCUGCUGCCUUGGCUGCUGAGGAGGGAGUGGAUGGUGCUGUUCCUGUAAUGUUGCACAGAGCAAAGGGUCAGGCUCUAUCUGUUGUUCAAGAUGAUUUCAAUGAGAAGGUGAAGAGACUGGUUCUGGAUUCUCCUCGAACAUAUCAUGAGGUUACAAGCUAUCUCCAAGAAGUUGCACCUGAGCUCUGCAGUCGAGUUGAUCUUUAUGAGAAAAGAAAGCCUAUAUUUGAUGAAUACAACAUUGAGAAGGAGAUAGACAAUAUCCUUUGCAAAAGGGUACCGCUACACAAUGGGGGUUCUCUGGUCAUAGAACAGACUGAAGCUCUGGUUUCAAUUGAUGUGAAUGGUGGUCACAGUAUGUUUGGUCAGGGAACAUCCCAGGAGAAGGCUAUUUUAGAAGUCAAUCUUGAAGCUGCAAAACAAAUUGCCCGUGAGUUGCGCUUGAGGGAUAUCGGUGGUAUUAUUGUUGUGGAUUUUAUUGACAUGACAGAUGAUUUGAACAAAAGGCUAGUCUAUGAAGAAAUGAAGAAGGCAGUAGAAAAGGAUCGGUCAACAGUUGGUGUUUCAGAAUUAUCAAAACUUGGUUUGAUGGAGAUAACUAGAAAAAGGGUUAGACCAAGUGUUACUUUCAUGAUCAGUGAGCCUUGCACAUGCUGCCAUGGUACUGGUCGUGUGGAAGCUCUUGACACAUCCUUUUCAAAGAUAGAACGUGAAAUAUGUCGACGCCUUGCUGCUUCUCGGCGAAAAUCAGAUCCUGAGAAACCAAAAUCAUGGCCAAGAUUUGUGCUUAGAGUGGAUCAUGAGAUGUGCACAUAUUUGACAUCGGGAAAGAAGACAAAACUAGGACUUCUGAGUAGCUCCCUCAAAGUGUGGAUUUUGUUGAAGAUCGCCAGAGGUUUCUCCCGUGGUGCUUUUGAACUGCUACCAUACUCAGAGAAGGAAAAUGACGAGGAGAAAGAAACGGUAUCAGAGUCACCACAGAAAGAGGGAAGCCCCAAACUGUCUGUUUUUCCUAUCAAGAAGUGGAUGAGCCGUGCAAAACGAGCAAAGUGAACCUCUUGCAAAGGCAACAAUUUUAUUGGCAUGUCCCCUUCAUGGCUAUUCGCAGAUUAUAACAAGCGCAGAAUCAAGAAGGGGCUGAUGCAUUUGAUUUGCAGAGAUCCAAGUGUCAGAUAUCCAGAUGACCUCCUGACCAACUUAUGCUUACAGUUUCUUUUUUUAGUUCCGUAAUAAUGCAAAACAUCUAGGGUUUAGGAAGAGUAGGACGGGUAUUUUGGACGGGAACUAGACUAUUAGUAUGUGAGGAGCAGGAGGCUCUGGGUCUAGGGGAGAUUCUAGUAGCGUAGCUUUUCUAUUCUUUACAGCAGUUAACAUGCUAGACUUUGAGGCGAUUCCAAUGAUUUUUUUAAUUCAUUAUCAAGACCCUUAUUCAAACAUUAAUGACCCUUAUCCAAACA